Messenger RNA from Zingiber officinale, 731 nucleotides. RefSeq names its product brassinosteroid-responsive RING protein 1-like. The coding region runs from base 63 to 569 and encodes 168 amino acids. The record is from RefSeq and is a predicted model, not a curated record. The transcript has a single exon. NCBI's taxonomy places the organism in Eukaryota, Viridiplantae, Streptophyta, Magnoliopsida, Zingiberales, Zingiberaceae. Gene Ontology annotation, biological process: protein ubiquitination. Gene Ontology annotation, molecular function: ubiquitin protein ligase activity.
CCACCGACCGUCGCAUUUGUACCUGAAGAGCUACCUAUCGCUACGGAGGAGGGGAGGGACCCAUGGGCUUUCCUCCUGACGACUACGCGGUGGUGCCGACGCCGGUGGUGCUUUUCUUCCUCUUCCUCGCCUACGUCAAAUACGCUGUGUGGGUGCUCCUCCGCUACAUCGGGCUCCACGCCGCGGAGGAGCCGCUCGUCUCCCCCUGGGAGGAGCACGAGUUCUACUUCCCUGACGCCGCCGGUUCCUCGGCGCCACCGCCACCGCCGGAUCCUUCCUCCUUCAAGAAGCGGCUGAGAGUGGUGGAGUUCGACGCCCUGCGGCAGCGGGGGUGCCACGUGGACGACGACCCGACGUGCGUUAUCUGCUUGGGCCAGCUGGAGGCGCGGCACAGGGUGAGGGAGCUCGGCAACUGCGGCCAUGGCUUCCACGUGGAGUGCAUUGAUAGGUGGGUGGACGGCGGCCAGGUGAGGUGCCCGCUGUGCCGGGCCAGCUUGCUGCCACCCGCCGAAGGCGCCGCCGUGGGGAAGGACGGGAAGUGGCGAAGAUUCCUCCGCCGCGUUUGGUAGGGCGUUAAUUAAUUAGUUAAUUAUGCAGAUCGAAGACCUAAUGGCGGAUUAAUUAUUUGGAAAUUGAUAUUCUUUUCCUUUAAGUUGAUUUGGUGAAAGUUGUUUUGGUGGAGUAUUCAAUCAACGUCAAUUGCCGACAAUGAGCAUUAAUUUCGAAUACAA